ACCAACGAAUUUCUCUCUCUAUCUUUUCUUUUCUUUUAUUUUUUUUACACUCUUUUUCUUUCUAAUCUCCCAGAGACUUCUAGAAACAUCAAAAUAUAUUGUCUCUCUGUGUUCGUCGUAGCUUGUCUGCUAUGGUUUGAUUUUUCACCUGUCUGGCUCCUGAGAAAAUAAUAAUAAAAAUAAAAAUAAUUACUAAAAGAAGAGGAAGAAUAGACCUUGUCUCGAUUUGGUUGAACGAGUCCUCGCCUUUCAGGUAAUUAUGAUGACAAACACAGAAUUAUUUAUUUAGUUAUUUAUUCAGAUAUGGCAACAAGAACAAGAAAGGUUUAGAUGAUUUUGUUGUUCUGAGUAAGCCACUACGUAGUAGUUGAAACAAUCCGUGUUAAUGGAAGCUUGACAUCUCGUAGUUUUUGUUUUUUUCUGGGCAACGAAGCGGAAAUUAUUGUUGUUGAUAUUAUUUAAUGGAUAAAGUAGGAGAGUAAACGGUAAGGAAUUUGUUGAGAAAGUUGAUAUAGUUGAGUUACGGUUGGGAUCUGAGAGAUUGAGUCUGGGCUACAUGGCGCCAUUGCCAGUCGAACAGAUUGGGGAGUCGGGACAUAGUGGUAGCGGAGGAGGUGGUGGCGGUGGCGUCAGUGGUGGCGGUAGUGGAGGAGCAGACUCGCAGAGGACACUUCCAACGCCAUUUUUGACCAAGACGUAUCAACUUGUUGAUGAUCCAGCCGUUGACGAUUUGAUUUCAUGGAAUGAUGAUGGAUCCAGCUUCAUCGUUUGGCGACCAGCUGAAUUCGCCAGAGAUUUGCUUCCAAAGUACUUUAAGCACAACAAUUUUUCUAGCUUCGUUCGUCAGCUCAACACUUAUGGAUUUCGGAAAGUAGUACCGGAUCGGUGGGAAUUUGCGAACGACUGCUUCAGGAGAGGUGAGAAAGGACUCCUCCGUGACAUUCAACGCCGCAAGAUCUCGCCGACUGGAGCUGCUGCCGCGGCUACGGCUGCCGCGGCAGCAGCUGUGACCGUCUCGGCGGUUCCGUUGGCGGCGCUUGUUUCUCCUUCGAACUCCGGUGAGGAGCAGGUGAUCUCCUCGAACUCUUCGCCAGUGGCUCCUCCCGUCGCUGCCGUGCACUGUAUGACCAGUUGUACGACCGUGCCGGAGCUUGUGGAGGAGAACGAGCGUUUGAGGAAAGAGAACUCGCAGCUGAGCCACGAGCUAACUCAGCUUAGGGGAUUGUGUAACAAUAUACUAACGUUGAUGACAAACUUCGCCUCCAACCAGAUGGUAGCCGGUGGAGGAGGAGGUGUGGCGGAGGAGAAACCUAUGGAUCUCAUGCGUGCGUCGGAGGUUACCGCAGCUAACGGCGGAACACCGGCGGGUUUGAACCCCGAGGAACGGAAGGAUGAGGAUGAGGACAUUAGACCGAGAUUGUUUGGAGUCUCGAUUGGGGUUAAGCGCGCGAGAAAAGACGAAGAGGAGGAGGGAGAUGAGGAUGGCCAGAACCAGCAACAGCCGAUCGUACGAGAUCUCGGACACGAAGUGAAAUCAGAGCCUUCGGAUGCACACUCAUCUGACCAUAACCAGGACCCUUCCGGUGACCGGCGGCGCAUGGUUCAACAGCAGCCACGCGGUGGUUCAGUACCUCGAGGAGGGGUCUGCGGUUUCUAAUAUUGAGAAAUUCGAUCUAGACAACUCGGUGAUCGACGUUAUUGAUAUCGUUAAGGAUUCGGUAGCUCCGCUCUCUCCAAGAAGCUGCUCUUUCAUCUGUUCUGUUUCAGGGUGUGCCAAGGAGGUGUGAGGAUGACCUGGGGAAACUGUUCUCAAAUCAGAGCUGUUGGAGAAAAUGAUGAGUACCCUCCUCGUUAUUUGGAUAAUAAUUUGAUUGGCACUACUAACCUGUACGAGGUUCUGACAAGCUACAGCCGUUAAAUGAUUCUUUUCUCAUCUUCUGCAACCGGUUACUGCCAGCAUGAAAAGAUACCAUAUUUUGGGAACUUCAUAUGGCCUUACCAGCUUUUCGUGGAAAAAAUUAUUCGAGGUUACCAAAGGGCUCAUCGAAGUGGUAAAAAUUGGUGAAGAUCCAAAGGGCUUCCUAAACAAUUUGAUGUCUUGCAUAAAGUGGCUGCCAGGUAGGUAGCUGUCUAAAGGUUACCAAGCCUAAUGUAUGCUGCCAUGCUUACUGGACAAAGAUGGUAUUAAAGUAAGUAAACCCAUCACAUAUGUAAAGUUAAACUCAUAAUUACAGUCCUAACACAUCAAUAUAUUUUAUCGAUGGGCUCAGUCAGCAGAUGCAGUGACAUUGCUGCUGUCCGGAAGUAUUUCUUUUACAACAGAAAACAUAGUAGGUACUUUUUCCCUUCAAUUAAAAUCACAUUGCAUAUUAAAAGUUUGUAACAUAUAUCUAUGGAGUCGCAUUUGUUUGUAAAAGAUGUACAUUUUUGGCUGGCAUACCAUAAAUAAAAAUGUGAGAAUUCAUAGGUAA
Messenger RNA from Humulus lupulus (European hop), 2471 nucleotides. Its product is annotated as heat stress transcription factor B-2b. Gene Ontology annotation, molecular function: RNA polymerase II cis-regulatory region sequence-specific DNA binding; DNA-binding transcription factor activity. The transcript is spliced from 5 exons. Gene Ontology annotation, biological process: regulation of transcription by RNA polymerase II. The record is from RefSeq and is a predicted model, not a curated record. Gene Ontology annotation, cellular component: nucleus. Bases 557 to 1657 code for a protein of 366 amino acids. Lineage: Eukaryota; Viridiplantae; Streptophyta; Magnoliopsida; Rosales; Cannabaceae.